Molecule: messenger RNA, 480 nt
Organism: Lachancea mirantina
Lineage: Eukaryota; Fungi; Ascomycota; Saccharomycetes; Saccharomycetales; Saccharomycetaceae
Source: the annotation of a GenBank genome assembly
AUGGCAAUCUAUUCGUUUUGGAUCUUUGACAGGCAUUGCAAUUGUAUAUUUGACAGAGAAUGGACACUCAAGGCAAAACAGUCUAGUGGAGUCGUGAACUCCAAACAGAAUGAAGAUACGGCGAAGCUUUUGUUUGGCAUGAUUUUUUCAUUGAAAUCCAUAUGCCGGAAACUUGGCAAUGAAGACGUUAGCAACGAGAUCAGGACCAUAGCAACAGGGAAAUACAGGGUGCAUGUUUUGACAACUGCGUCAGGAUUGUGGUUGGUAUUACUUACAGAUGUGCAGCAAAAGAAUGUCAGCGAGGUACUUCAUCACCUUUACGGUGAAAUUUAUGUGCCUAGUGUAGCCGAGAAUUGGCUAUCUCCAAUUGAUUUUGCAGAGAAAGAAGAGGAGAAGAUGGGUCAAGGUUUCAGGAAAAUUCAAAAUCGUUAUUUUUUGCGUGCCGUGGAACAAUAUUUGAGUCCCAUGGUUUCACGCUAA